Molecule: messenger RNA, 1959 nt
Organism: Linepithema humile (Argentine ant)
Lineage: Eukaryota; Metazoa; Arthropoda; Insecta; Hymenoptera; Formicidae
Source: RefSeq, a predicted model, not a curated record
ACGAUCAGGACAAUCACAAAGUGUUAAAAAAAGUUCAUCCACUAAAAUACGCCUACCUGAAAGAAUACCUCUUUCUCACAGAAGUACAUCAAAGAAAAAUGAACAUAAUUCAUGUGUAAAAUUCUUUCAUGGUGAAACAAAUGUAAGGCGAAAUUUAGACUUUACAAAAAUAUCAACCUCUGGAGAAAAAAUUGAAACACUUUCAAAACCAAACGAGAAUAAUCCAAGUAAUAUGUUGCCAACAAAAAACUUGCGAUUAUCUACUAGAAAAAGUUUGUUAUUGGCACCGAAUACUAUAAAAGAUUGGCACGUUAAAAACAGAUUGGAGCAAAACAAAUCGAUAUUACCUCAAUUCGGCAUUUCAGCAUUGGAUUCUAAAAGUAGACAAUAUAGAAUAUCCGAUGGAUUGGAAGGCUGUUUAUUUCCUGUUAAAAAUACAAACGCACAUAUUAAUUCUGUUAUACCUGAGAAGAGUAACAAAACAUCAGUUAUACAACAUACAUCGUCGCAAACAUUUAAUAUGAAUAAUCAGUCUGGUGUACAAAAUCUAAAUUCUACUGAUUUGGAUCUUCUAACCACAAGCAAUGAAAAUGUAUUGGGAAAACAAAUCCCGAGAAAUUUAAAUUGUAUCGAAAUUUUGGAUGCUAACACUUACAAUAGCCAAAAUAGCUCUAUUACAAUCAACCAACUGUCUUCUACAUAUGAUAUGGAAACAAAAUUAAAUGCAGAUUUAUAUAAUAGUAAUAACACAGAUAAUAAUCAAGAUAAUAUUCAUUGUGUAGAUCAGUCUGUACAGACGACAUAUACAUUACUCGAUACAGAACAGUUGAAGGAUUCUGCAUGUUCUAUUCAUGUCGAACAAGAGAGACACUUGUCUACAACUGCGAGAAUUUGUCGAAAAGAUUGGCAUCUAUCUCUACAAACAAUAAAAACGAUGAGCGAGUCGUUUGCACAUUUACAGCAUGAUACUGAAGAGAGCAAUUCACAUGUGACUCUUAGUAAAACAGGGCUCACUGUUUUGCAGUCCAAUUUGAAACAUCUUAUUUGCAGGCUAGAGGAAGAUCUGUCUUGUUUGAAAUUGAUAUCAACUCUUAUUGCAAACACGUUAUUUGAAGCAAAUGUGACAAAUAAGGCAAGCGAAAAUAAUGAGACAAAGAUUAAGCAUCUAGCGACUAAAAAUUUAAACAAUACAGAAGAGGUGGAUAAUGUAAAAACUGAAUCCCCGUCAAUGUUGGUUAACAAUUUAACAUCGAAGAAUAUUAUCACUGAUAGCGAUAAUAUUGUAGAAGAAACUUGUAAAUCAUCUGACGUUACAUCAGAUUUCUUAGAAAAUGAUGUAUCGAAGAAAUAUAAUUCCGAAAUGCAGUCACUGCAGCAGAUCGAUAUUGCUUCUGAACAUGAUAAGGAAAAUAAAGAAAUUUUAAACACGCCAUUAAAUGUAAAACGUAUGAAGCCUAAAUCUGAAACGAGAAGACGCUCCGCACGCUUGAUGGAAAAAACUGCAAGCAAAUUGAAUGUGACGAAUGAUAGUUUCGUGAAUUUGGAAGAUGAAUUGAAUAUUAUGAAUGUACAAUCCAACGCGACACCGAAAUUGCUAAAAGAAUGUACUACUCCGGCGAAUAAGAAUAAAGAUAAGAAAGUAGGAAGACCUUUAAGGGAAUAUAUGGCUUUAAAGUCACGUAUGAGUUGUUUGUUGACGCCUAACAUGAAACGAUUCCAUUCUUUAGAGUCGAAAAGUAAUGCAUGUGCUGACACUGGUGGCACAAAAGCUUCCUUGUCGAAUAAGGUACUCGCCGAACUUCAUAAUUUAUACGCAGAUUCACCAGAGACAUAAUUUUUUACAUACAAGACGUCUCGGAAUAAUCACGACAACGCUCGUUAGCUUUAUGAUAUAGAAAUUUUAUUUUUUGUAUAUUAUUGUGGUAUAUUAUUAUUUAUUAACAAAGAGUGUUGAAUGAA